CCUUAUCUGAUCCCAGCUCCGGGUUUAAGAGUCCCGGCUCUGCCCGUCGCCCGGCUCGGUUCCUCAUUCCUGCCCGCCCCGUCCGUCCGUCUGUCCGUCCCGCUGCCCGUCCGAGGGGCCACUCCACCCCGGACCCAAGAUGACGUCAGUUGCCAAGGUGUAUUACAGUCAGACCACUCAGACAGAGAGCCGGCCCCUCAUGGGCCCAGGGGUCCGACGGCGGAGGGUCCUGACGAAAGACGGCCGCAGCAACGUAAGAAUGGAGCACAUCGCUGACAAGCGCUUCCUCUACCUCAAGGACCUGUGGACGACCUUCAUCGACAUGCAGUGGCGCUACAAGCUUCUGCUCUUCUCCGCCACCUUUGCAGGCACCUGGUUCCUCUUCGGCGUCGUGUGGUACCUGGUGGCUGUGGCCCACGGAGACCUGCUGGAGCUGGGGCCCCCGGCCAACCACACCCCCUGUGUGGUGCAGGUGCACACACUCACUGGGGCCUUCCUCUUCUCCCUCGAAUCCCAGACCACCAUUGGCUACGGCUUCCGCUACAUCAGCGAGGAGUGCCCGCUGGCCAUCGUGCUGCUCAUCGCCCAGCUAGUGCUCACCACCAUCCUGGAAAUCUUCAUCACGGGCACCUUCCUGGCGAAGAUCGCCCGGCCCAAAAAGCGGGCCGAGACCAUCCGCUUCAGCCAGCACGCCGUCGUGGCCGCCCACAACGGCAAGCCGUGCCUUAUGAUCCGAGUCGCCAACAUGCGCAAGAGCCUCCUGAUUGGCUGCCAGGUGACAGGCAAACUGCUCCAGACCCACCAGACCAAAGAGGGUGAGAACAUCCGGCUCAACCAGGUCAAUGUGACUUUCCAAGUAGACACUGCCUCGGACAGCCCCUUCCUCAUUCUGCCCCUUACAUUCUACCACGUGGUCGAUGAGACCAGUCCCUUGAAAGACCUCCCCCUUCGCAGCGGGGAGGGGGACUUCGAGCUGGUGCUGAUCCUCAGCGGGACCGUGGAAUCCACCAGCGCCACCUGCCAAGUGCGCACUUCCUACCUGCCGGAGGAGAUCCUCUGGGGCUACGAGUUCACACCCGCCAUCUCGCUGUCAGCCAGUGGCAAAUACAUAGCUGACUUCAGCCUUUUUGAUCAAGUGGUGAAAGUGGCUCCUCCUAGUGGCCUCCGUGACAGCACUGUACGCUACGGAGACCCCGAGAAGCUCAAGUUGGAGGAGUCGUUAAGGGAGCAAGCGGAGAAGGAGGGCAGCGCCCUAAGUGUGCGCAUCAGCAACGUCUGACAGCCUGGACCCCCACCUCCCCAUCUCUCUGGACUCUCCUCUUUGGGCACCCUGGGUGAGGGCUAUCACCCAGGCCUGCUGGAGAGCCCCAGAGGCACCCCGUUCUCCAUUCCCUCUGCUUUAACCUGUGGCCUGUGGGUAGGCUAGGCCAACUGGAGUCCGAGCUUCUUUCCAUCGUCCCCUUCACCCCACCCCACUUCUACCCAAGACACGCAACUCCCUAACGCCAGGGUGGGGGAAGGAGAGGGAAGAUUAGGCUGAAGCGGCUUAGAACGCAUCAGUCAUGCUUGGAGAUUCACAUUCGGAGGACCAUGCAGUUGGAUGGAUAGACUCCCCCCACCUCCCACCGCCAAUCCGUGAAGUUUGGAGGCUGGAGCCCCCACCCGCCUCUAAUUUCCCACCCAGCUAGUUCCCUGAGGCAAGACUCUAAUGGUCAUUUUGGAGUCUGUGCCCUCCGAAAUCUGGGAAUCUGGGUUCUCUACUGACCCCUAUUGAAAGGAGUCAGGGUUUCUCAUAGUGUAGUUAAUUUCUGCUGGCACCUUCUGAUGAGAACCCAGAACCUCGGUCACCCCCAUUUUCCUCCUCCUAUCUUCUCGAGUGGACCCUUUCUUAGGAUGCUCAGUUCUCUCACGAAGCCGCCUCUGCUCCCAGAGAAUAGAGGCUGACAUGCACCCAUCCUCGAGUGCCGAGCGACUGAUGCAGGCCCUAGUCCAAAACCUUGACCCUGUCCUCCAGGCAGCCCUGAGAGGAUUCGUCUCCCUGUGACCCGUGGAUGGGAUGGCCCUUGCCACUGUGUUCCCAGGCCCCAUGGGAAGGUCUGGAAAUGGUGUUCCAGGCACUUACAGGGCACAGCUUCCCCAGGAAAGUGAUGUUAUCCCUACCAUGCCGGAUGAGUAAAUUCUCAGAUCUCGACUGCUGUGUGGAGCCUCUGGGGAUUGGGGGUCCUUCAUUAGGGUUUGGGCCGGGGCAGAAGUCUGGCCCACAGACACCAUUCUCCCUUGUCACCUCUGUCACCCUUCUGCAAAGCGCCAGCUAUUGCAUUGGGCAAUGCUGGCAAGAAGGGAGACCCCACCUCCUAAUCCAACAUCCGGGGUCUCCCUUAGCCAUUCCUGAGAGUUGGGGCAAAGUGGGCACCGGGCCCGUCUCCCCUCUCCUCUGCCGUGAAGAGGAAGAAGUUAAAGGGCAUACUUUAGGUCGAUGUCGGGCCAGUCCUUGUUCCCUGGCGGGGACUGUGGGAGGGGCCAAGAAGGGCAUUUGGGCACCAGAACUUUCUCUAAAGCCCGGAAUUCUGGAAUUCCGAGUGCCUCCUGAUCUCACUUAGGUACCAGGAGGCCCCUGCGGGGGGGCUUGGCGUAGAGCCCUUGUGUGAAUCAAGUGGCAGUUUGUUAAGGUUGACUGAGCCAACCGCUCCGAGCUCCACACUAGCACAGGCCGUGUCCGCGCGUCUGCGUGCGGAGCUUUACGUAGAAACACACGGUUCUGAGGCUGGAGCUGUGGUCACCGCCCACUACGACGGCACAAGACCCUCUUCUAUGCAUCUCUCCUUGAAUUCCACUAACUCCACCUUGAAAAUGAAGACCCACCAUUCUUCCCCAACCCCAAACCCCCGCCAACGCUCCCUAGCUCUCCGGAAAAUGAGAGCCAGAAAAACUUGAAAAUCUGACACAGAGACCAGAAGGCAAAGGGCUGAUUUCUGGGCUCUUGACUUUAUUCAACGUUAGACUUACCUGACUUCUUUCCAUGUGUAAGGGCCCAAAUUACUGAAGUGUGUGUGUGUGUGUGUGUGCGUGCGCGCGCGCAUGUGUGUGUGUGUGUGUGUGUGUGCGCGCCUACCUUCUCCGUCACCAAGCCAUCCUCCACUACUUCCUUCUGUGCAUGGCUGUGUCCCUCCUGAGGAAAUCCUCUCUCCCGAGGCCCCCGCUGUCUAUUCCAGGCCCCCAGACUCUGCUCAGAUUCCCGCAUAACAGAAUAAGGACAUUUUCUGACUUAACCUUUUCGAUUCUCCUCCAGAACCCCAGACUUUGCUCUAAGCUGCACUUUAAAUCAUACUGUUCUUUUAACACAACCUGGCUUCCUCUCCCGUCGGCCUCCCCGGGGAACAAACACUCCCUCAACCCUAACCGGCUCUUUGUACUCCAGCCUCUUCCUUGGAGCUGAGAUCCUUUUUCCGGCUAUCGGACAAGCUUUAGAAGCAGCCAGGUCUGGUGAGAAAUGGGCCCCCAGAACCACGGCGACCGUGGACUUGGGGUGUCAGGAGAGCACUAAGCGCCCCUGUUAGCCCAGAGAUUCCAGAGGCCAAGACAAGGGGAGGGCACUCAGGGUGUGACCAAGACAGGGGGUGGUGCUGACGAGGGAACUCGUGAAGCCGAGCCUCCCUUGUACUAGAGUCACGGUGGAGGCUUGGGAAGUAGCACAUGGUACAAACGGGAGGUUUACCUAAGGAGAAAGAGACAGAGAUAAUAUAUAUGUAGAGAGACGUAUGUAUAUAGAUGCUUAUAGGACCAAAUAUACUGAAUGUACAGAGAGGAGAUCUUAGCGCUGGGGCGCUUAUGUUGCUCCGGCUUGGGGGUAGGGCUCCCCGCAUUUCCCGACUUCUGACCAGCGAUCCUGGUCUCCGAUCCUGGUCCCCAUAUGCAAGCGCGACAGCCAGGGUCCCCGAUCCUGGUCCCCGUAUGCAAGCGCGACAGCGGAUGAGGCCUUCGGGUGUGAUGACGGGAGAGAGAGGCGUGGGAGCCGCUCUUCAGAAGUGCAGAGACGCCCAUGAGGCUGCUACCCUGCGUGCUGAGGCCCGGGAGGAGGGGACGGGGGACACGCAGGAGGGCGCUCCCAGCCGGCACCUAGAGUCCACUUUGGCUGCGCGCUCGCCCCAGCAGUGUCCUGUCACUGUAGCACUUUUUUUUUGGUUUUAAAAUAAAAGCACCUUCUGUUUGCUGGUC
Molecule: messenger RNA, 4215 nt
Organism: Hyaena hyaena (striped hyena)
Lineage: Eukaryota; Metazoa; Chordata; Mammalia; Carnivora; Hyaenidae
Gene: KCNJ10
Product: potassium inwardly rectifying channel subfamily J member 10
Exons: 2
Coding region: 140-1279 (379 amino acids)
Biological process (GO): potassium ion import across plasma membrane; regulation of monoatomic ion transmembrane transport
Cellular component (GO): plasma membrane
Molecular function (GO): inward rectifier potassium channel activity
Source: RefSeq, a predicted model, not a curated record